CGGCUUUGGAGCAGCUAGCUAGCCCGCACAGCUGCAUAUUUCCGGCCCGCACGCCAUCGCCGAAGAGUUCAACCCAUGGCCGCAGCCGUGAUGCAAGUGGACGACCGCUCAAGCACGCCGACGCCAAGUAUAGCAAGGUGCAUCGCGACGCUCGAGGGCCACGAGGAGCGCGUCUGGCACUGCGCCUGGUCGCGCGACGGUAGACAAUUAGCGAGCUGCGGGAGUGAUCGAACAGUCAGGUUGUGGCGGCGCACCGGCGAUGCGUUCGUCACCAGCGCGACGCUCGACGACGCUCAUGAUAGAACGGUGCGGCGCGUCGCCUGGGCGCCCUGCGGCACGUUGUUAGCAGCCACAUCCUUCGACGCGACGUGCUGCGUCUGGCGGCGGUCGCGCCAGGACGACGCGUGGGAGAUCCUGGCCACGCUCGAGGGCCACGAGAACGAAGUCAAAGGUCCGUGACUCAGCGUCUUUUUGUCAACUCUUCUCAGCUUCAAGUUCCGCUGCGGAAUCAUCGCGUCGCCCUCCACGCCAUCGACGCGCCGUCUGCUCGAUAUCGCAUCGAUGGCGUCGAAUCGCUGCGGCUCCGACCGCGUCCCGUGCAGGCUGCGCGUGGAACGCGUCCGCGUCGCUGCUCGCGACGUGCUCGCGGGACAAGAGCGUGUGGCUGUGGGAGUUUGUGGACGACGAGGCCUUCGAAUUGUUGACUGUUUUACACGGGCACGAGGGCGACGUGAAAACCGUGGACUUCGACACGUGUUCCUCUUUGUCCGAAGAUGAUUUACUUGUCUCGUGUUCGUAUGAUGAUACGUUGCGGGUCUGGGGUGAUGAUGGGGACGACUGGAGUUGUAGGAGUACGCUCGAGGGUCAUGCGUCGACCGUGUGGGAUGCUUCGUUCUGUGCCACUUCCAACGGCGCGAGACGGAUCGUGUCCUGCGGCGCGGACCUGAGUGUGCGGGUCUGGGCCGAGGCGGCGCCGGGCGAUGCGUCGAAGUGGGUCCAGCUCUCGGUGUUCGAGAACGCGCAUAAUCGCCCGGUCUACUCGUGCGCCGUCUCUGGAAAUAGGGUCGCGUCCUGCGGCGCCGACGACGCGUUAAUGCUGCUCUCGUUUGAUGUUGAGAGUGGAGCGCUGGCGAAGCUUGGCAGGGUGGACGCCUGUCACGCGGGCGACGCGAACGCGGUGCGCUGGAACCCCGCUUGUGCGGACAUGCUGGCGACGGCCGGGGAUGAUGGGGUGGUGCGGGUGUGGCGGGUCUAGUUUCUAACGUGGU
Messenger RNA from Pelagomonas calceolata, 1268 nucleotides. The record is from the annotation of a GenBank genome assembly. Lineage: Eukaryota; Pelagophyceae; Pelagomonadales; Pelagomonadaceae.